UUGAAUGUAAAGGCGUGGUUUAGGCAAUAAAAAUUGAAAUUAUAAGCCAUGGUAGGCCACAGCGGGGAAGUGCCAGUUCGACCACAACUGUCUCCGCACCAAGCUCAAUCACCACAGCCAGAUUUACCGGUUUUUAUACCGCCACGAAAACGGCAAGCCGGAAAGAAAUCCUUCCUCGGCAAUCAUGUGGAUCACAUUGUUCAUUUACAGGGUAACAAAAAAGACUGGGAUUUAUCGGCGGAACAGGACGAUGUAAGGAACGCAAAACGAUGGAAUAGCGAGGAGAUAAUCGAAAUCAAUGGUAGCAAAUGCAAUAGUCGGGGAGAACACUUAGACGAGGAUGAUGAUCUUAACGAACUGCAGCAAUUUCAUCCACUUAAGGACAGUUCGACCGUCACACCAAGCAGCAUAUCGGAGAGUAGCCUGGAUAGAAAGUCUAGCAAAUCUCACGAACUGCUAACCGGAAGCGGAAAACGAUCUAAGAAGCGUGUCAAUAUUAGAACAGAUGUUGACGAAAUCAGCAGCAGGCAGUCACCGUCGGCUGUCUGCAAUUAUGAAGAUUUGGAAUCUGGCGAGACGAGCGUUUUGAAUGCCGAUAUGGAUCAGUACAGUCUAGAUCGGUACAACAGCAGGCGAUCGAUGUCUCCGGAUAAUUAUUUAACUCUGACUGGAACCAUCAAGCGUGGUCGAAAGAAAGGUCAAUCAAUGGACGUGCAGCUGAACAUAUCCCGGGAAGAGCUCGAGCAAAUCAACAAGCAAGCACUGGCGGCCCACGAGGAAGUAUGUCGAACAAAGCGUAAUUGUUGCUGCCAGUGUACCCUCCGCGCUGGAGUCCACAUCCUUCUGCUGUCGAUUAUCUGCUUUCCCUUCGUCAUACUAACCACUGGCAUUUAUUCGUUCUACAUCGGAACCGUCACGUGGUACAACAUGUUCACCUACUUUAACGAGGAAAAAUCAUAUCUACACAAACUGCUAAUGUCACCGCUCCUGAUUCUGGCCUAUCCGUUGGUGAUUGUCCUGUGCACACUGGGCUUGGGAAUCUACGCUGGAAUCAAGCAAGUCAGCUUACAUUUUACCGCCUGGAUCAAUGAGAUAUGUGACAUCGAAAAAGGUUUCUACGGAUGGCUGUGCUCUUUCCUGCACCUCUCCGAUUGCAGUCCUUACGAGGUGGUUAUUUUAACGGACAUUUAUCCGCCGGGAGGUACGGGUGUGGGACCAGAUAGGCCACUUCAGAGCGAAUCGACACAAAUCAACUCUUCCACCGAGGAAUUGUCGUUAUAAAGAGUGAUAGAUGUGCGUGUGUGUACAUAUAGCCGGUAAAGCACAAAUCGGAAGUUCGCUAGUAAUGUGACUAGCGAAGCAUAUUAUCAAUCGAAGCAUUUCGAUUUUCGUCUCAACAGACAAUAUGAUAUCUUCGAAGUGAGUCUGCUAGUGUUAAAUUUGUUUUUGAGUUGCAUCCCUCACCCUUUAAAUAUUGUAAAAGCCACGAGGGACCACAAUUAGACGUCUUCGCUUACUGAAAAGCUUAAGUUUACGUUUAGACUUGUCUUGACGCAAUAGGCUAUAUUUGAAGCAAUCUGAUGCGGAACCAUCAAU
Messenger RNA from Ochlerotatus camptorhynchus, 1596 nucleotides. Its product is annotated as transmembrane protein 169. The transcript has 3 exons. The record is from RefSeq and is a predicted model, not a curated record. NCBI's taxonomy places the organism in Eukaryota, Metazoa, Arthropoda, Insecta, Diptera, Culicidae. Bases 49 to 1281 code for a protein of 410 amino acids.